Messenger RNA from Chrysoperla carnea, 1177 nucleotides. RefSeq lists its product as uncharacterized. The record is from RefSeq and is a predicted model, not a curated record. Lineage: Eukaryota; Metazoa; Arthropoda; Insecta; Neuroptera; Chrysopidae. Gene Ontology annotation, molecular function: fatty acyl-CoA hydrolase activity. Bases 86 to 982 code for a protein of 298 amino acids. The transcript is spliced from 6 exons.
AAAAAUAGAAAAUAGCUAUUAAGUAGGUAUAUACUUAUGUCUUAUCAAGUUAGUUUAGAACACUCGUUUAAUUACAUAUUUCAAAAUGUCAAAAGGAAGAGUUAGUGAAGUUGUGAAAAACUUAAUUAAAGUAGGUAACGAAAACACAGGAUUUGCACAGAGCUUGCAGAAGGUCAAUAUAUUAUCCUGUGAAAAUGGUAAAUUAAAAGCAGAAUUUAAGGUCGAUGAAACUAUGACAAAUCAUUAUGGAACACUUCACGGAGCGUUUAGUAGUUUAAUUUUAGAUAAUUUAACCUCGUAUGCAUUGGUUACACAUCCAAAAGCAAAAUCUGCUGGAGUUAGUGCCAACAUGUAUAUUGAGUACCUAAAAACUGCUAAAAUUGGCCAAGUUCUGGAAGUUGAUGCAAUCGCAAUCAAAGUUGGUAACAUUUUGGGGUUUACAGAAAUGGCGUUAAAGGACAAAGAAACAGGACAAUUGAUAGUAAAAGGUACACAUACCAAAUUUGUUGUUAGUUUAGAACACGCGUUUAAUUAUACACUUUUCAAAAUGUCAAAAGGGCGAGUUAGUGAAGUUGUGAAAAACUUAGUCAAAGUAUAUAACGAAAGCAAAGGAUUUGCACAGAGCUUACAGAAGGUCAAUAUAUUAUCCUGUGAAAAUGGUAAUUUAAAAGCUGAAUUUAAAGUCGAUGAAACCAUGACAAAUCAGUAUGGAACACUUCACGGAGCGUUUAGCAGUUUACUUUUAGAUAAUUUAACAUCGUAUGCAUUGAUUACACAUCCAAAAGCACAAAAUGCUGGAGUUAGUGUCACCAUGUAUACUGAGUACUUAAGAUCUGCUGAAAUUGGCCAAGUUUUAGAAGUUGACGCGUUCUCUACCAAAGUUGGUAAAAUUUUAGCGUUUACAGAAAUGAUAUUAAAGGAUAAAGAAACAGGACAAUUGAUAGUAAAAGGUUCACAUACUAAAUUUGUCGGUGAACGAUGAUACUAAAGAAAUUCUAGUUUCAAUUUUAUUCAGUAAAACUUAAUUAAAUUAAAUUUGCCAAAGCAGAAGUAUUUCUAAUUUAUAGACUAGGAAGAAAAAUAGAAUUUUUUGCAUCAAUUUGGUCAAUUUAGAAAUCAUUUCGUUUCAAAUCGAUUCAUCAAUUUGGGAUACUUGGUCAAUUUAGAAAUGCGAAGA